This is a messenger RNA of Hyaena hyaena (striped hyena), 2850 nucleotides long. Its product is annotated as olfactory receptor 4C15-like. The record is from RefSeq and is a predicted model, not a curated record. Gene Ontology annotation, cellular component: membrane. Bases 631 to 1566 code for a protein of 311 amino acids. The transcript is spliced from 3 exons. Gene Ontology annotation, biological process: G protein-coupled receptor signaling pathway. Gene Ontology annotation, molecular function: G protein-coupled receptor activity; olfactory receptor activity. Lineage: Eukaryota; Metazoa; Chordata; Mammalia; Carnivora; Hyaenidae.
UUGCCAUCUCCAGAACUUUCAAGAAACUGAUAAAUGGUGAGGACAUAAAAUUCUUCAAAUCUGUGUAUUGCUAUGGAAAAUGAAGUCAAAAGUUGGAGGAAUUAUCUGGAUGGCUUAUGGAAAAGAUUUCUGUGGAUCAAGCAGACUCCUAUCAGGGACGGCAUACAAGUCCCCCUGGCUCCCAUUCCAUGCUCAUGGUGGACAUGAUGACCACAUUGUCAUGGUCGUUUCCUCAGGACCUGGAUGUUUCUCAGAAGCCUUGCCAACAACAGUUGACUCCAGGAAGCCACUGCUAAGUGACCAGAGUUGGUAGUUGAGAUAAACUAUUUCUCUACAAGUGGGUACCUCCAUUCUUCCCCCUUAUUGGAACACUGGCUAUUUUAAAGUAUUUAAUAAUACCUUUUCUCCUCCUCAAUUUUGCCUGACCUCCACUACCACCUUCAACAAAUUUUGACUUUUGUAUGAUUCACAGUAAUGCCAGCACCACAGAAGAUAAUUUUUCAUGUGGAUGCACCAACUUCCUUAUGACUAUUGUAUUACUUUGCUCUGGUCUGAGACAAAGUUUUCUUUCUCAUAAUUGUAGACUGUACAUGUUCCUUCUGGCAGCUUUUAGCUUUUUUCUUGGAAAUCAUGCAAAACCAAAGCUUUGUAACUGAGUUCGUCCUCCUGGGGCUUUCACAGAAUCCCAGUGUUCAGAAAAUAGUAUUUGUUGUAUUCUUGUUCAGCUACAUUGCAACUGUCGGGGGCAACUUGCUAAUUGUGGCAACCAUCAGCAGCAGCCCAGCACUCCUGGGUUCCCCCAUGUACUUCUUCUUGGCUUUCCUUUCCUUCCUGGAUGCUUGCUUCUCUACUGUCAUUGCCCCAAAGAUGAUUGUGGACUCCCUCUAUAAGAAGAAAACCAUCUCCUUUGGAGGUUGCAUGACCCAGCUCUUUGCCGAACACUUCUUUGCUGGGGUGGAAGUGAUUGUCCUCACAGCCAUGGCCUAUGACCGCUAUGUGGCCAUCUGCAAGCCCCUACGUUACACAACCAUUAUGAACUGGAGGCUCUGUACCAUUCUGAUGGGUGUAGCUUGGAUGGGGGGUUUUCUGCAUUCCAUGAUACAAAUUCUCUUUACUUUCCAGCUUCCCUUCUGCGGCCCCAAUGUCAUUGAUCACUUCAUGUGUGAUUUGUACCCAUUACUGGAGCUUGCCUGCACUGACACUCACAUCUUUGGCCUCUUGGUGGUCGCCAACAGUGGGUCUAUCUGCAUUAUAAUCUUCUCUUUGUUACUCAUCUCCUAUGUUGUUAUUUUGCUCUCUUUGAGAACCCAUAGUCCUGAAGGGCAGCGGAAAGCUCUCUCCACCUGCGGAUCUCACAUUGCUAUUGUGGUUUUGUUCUUUGUCCCUUGCAUAUUUGUGUAUGCACGACCUCCAUCUGCUUUCUCUUUCGAUAAAAUGGUGGCUAUAUUUUACACCAUCCUAACUCCCUUGCUCAAUCCUUUGAUUUACACCUUCAGGAAUAAGGAAAUGAAAAAUGCCAUAAGGAAAAUGUGGAACAGAAUAAUGGUAGUUUGUAGUGACAAUUAAAACUUUGAAGUUUAAAAAAAAUGGUAAAGAGUAAAAGAGUCAAAUUCCCUAGACAAAACCUUUGUGUGUUUGUAUCUGUUUGAUAGGAGCUAAAGUAAUGCAAUUUUAAAAACCCAGUAAUAUGGAUCAUGAAAAAUGUUUUCACACUUAGAUCACUUAUCGACUCUGAAUUGGUAUCUCAGUAUCUUCAUAGUAAAUUUAAAAAAGAGUUGGAUAUUAUGUUUACCUAAAAUCUAAAAAUCAAUCAAUCAAACAAACAAAAAAUGAUUGAAGGGAGAAAUUAUCUAUCAGACCUCUUGCCACUCAACCCUUGCUUUGGCAAUUUUUUGUGGAGGCAUGGCAAUACUAUCUUAAGAGGUUAGACACUUAACACUAUUUCCAAUGAAAAGAAGUUUAUGCAUAGGGCACUGAUUUCAGUGACUUCCACUGAAGUCAGGUUCAGUGGAAGAGAUCAGUGCAUUCUCAGGACCUCAGCUAUAAGCGUUCCUGUAUCAUAGGACUAUGUUUUGAAAAACAGUAACUCACACCUUAGAUGUCAUAACCCCACUUCCCUACCUACUAUUCAUUCUUUUUAUUUUUGAGAGAAGUUAUUGUUUUCUGAUAUGGUACAUAAUCUAUUUACUUCUCUUAUUUUUUAUUUUUAUUUUUGUCAGCCUUCUCUUAUGGACUAUAAGCUCAACCGAAGCAGGGAAAUUUUUCCUUUUUCGGUUCAUAAUGUAUCAUUAGCAUCUAGAACAGCCUGAUGUAGGAGUUCAGUAAAUAAUUGUUGAGUAAGUCAAUAAGAAGAUAUCUUCCCAUAUUCACAUUUAAAUCUAUCUUUAACAUUAACACACUAAGGUGUCAAAUUUGGCAAUGGAGUGUAGUGAUUGUUGAUACUAGCUCUUAGAUCUCUUUGCUCUUGAUCCUUGACACAGACCAUUAAAAAUAAAUUCUACAUUCUAGCAAAUUUCCCCAUAUUUAAAAUCUAAAUUUAAUACAUAAAAAUUCAAAUAGGAAAUAAAGCCAUUACUCCCUAUCCAUUUUCUCAUUUUCAGUCUCUAUCCCUUCUUCCAUUCUCUGCAACAAUAAAUCUUGCUCUCAGUGAUCUGACUUUUAUUCAUAAAAUAUUUAUAAUCCCAAAAGUCCUCUAUUGCCUCAAAUUUGCACUUUAUUAGUUGGGUUUAUCUAUCCAGAGUUUCUGAAUUAUUCAUUGGAAGCCUUACUUUAGUAAGAUACAGAUUGAAAUGAGCAGAGUUUAAAUAAUCCUAAUGAAGACAGAGGUGACUCAAACUAUUACAAAACCCU